Molecule: messenger RNA, 2581 nt
Organism: Dipodomys spectabilis (banner-tailed kangaroo rat)
Lineage: Eukaryota; Metazoa; Chordata; Mammalia; Rodentia; Heteromyidae
Gene: Ism1
Product: isthmin 1
Exons: 6
Coding region: 1-1395 (464 amino acids)
Biological process (GO): negative regulation of angiogenesis
Source: RefSeq, a predicted model, not a curated record
AUGGUGCGUCUGGCGGCCGAGCUGCUGCUGCUGCUGGGGCUGCUGCUGCUCACACUGCACAUCACGGUCCUGCGCGGUUCCGGAGCUGCCGACGGGUCCCACGCGGCCGCGGGCAACGCCAGCCGGUCCCAGCUGCAGAAUAACCUCAACCUGGAGAGUGACUCUGCAUCAGAAACCAGCUUUUCUGUCUCCAAAGAAUCACCAGGAGGGCAUCCGGACCACCAGGCUGCACAUCCACCAUUCCCCAGACAGCGAUUCUCCCAAGAGACUGGGCACCCUUCAUUGCAGAGAGAUGGCCCCAGACCCUUCCUCCUUGACCUGCCAAACUUUCCAGAUCUUUCCAAAGCGGAUAUCAACGGGCAAAAUCCAAACAUUCAGGUCACCAUAGAGGUGGUCGACGGUCCAGACUCUGAAGUAGAAAAAGAUCAACAUCCGGAGAAUAAGCCAAGCUGGCCAGUCCCAUCCCCUGACUGGAGGGCAUGGUGGCAGAGGUCCUUGUCCUUGGCGAGGGCAAACAGUGGGGACCAGGACUACAAGUACGACAGUACCUCAGAUGACAGCAACUUCCUCAACUCCCCCAGGGGGUGGGAUCGUCCGGCCCCUGGCCACCGGACUUUUGAAACCAAAGAGCAACCAGAAUAUGAUUCCACGGAUGGUGAGGGUGACUGGAGUCUGUGGUCUGUCUGCAGCGUCACCUGUGGGAAUGGUAACCAGAAGCGCACCCGGUCCUGCGGCUACGCGUGCACAGCAACAGAAUCCAGGACCUGCGACCGUCCAAACUGCCCAGGAAUCGAAGACACUUUCAGGACAGCAGCCACCGAAGUGAGUCUGCUUGCGGGAAGCGAGGAGUUCAAUGCAACCAGACUGUUUGAAGUUGAUACAGAUAGCUGUGAGCGAUGGAUGAGCUGCAAAAGUGAGUUCUUAAAGAAAUAUAUGCACAAGGUGAUCAAUGACCUGCCUAGUUGUCCCUGCUCCUAUCCCACUGAGGUGGCCUACAGUACCGCAGACAUCUUUGACAGGAUCAAGCGCAAAGACUUCCGCUGGAAGGAUGCCAGCGGGCCCAAGGAGAAGUUGGAGAUCUACAAACCCACAGCGCGAUACUGCAUCCGCUCCAUGCUUUCCCUAGAGAGUACCACACUGGCUGCCCAGCACUGUUGCUAUGGCGACAACAUGCAGCUCAUCACCAGGGGCAAAGGGGCGGGGACGCCCAAUCUCAUCAGUACUGAGUUCUCAGCAGAGCUCCACUACAAAGUGGAUGUCCUGCCUUGGAUUAUCUGCAAGGGUGACUGGAGCAGGUAUAAUGAAGCCCGGCCCCCCAACAACGGACAGAAGUGCGCAGAAAGCCCUUCAGAUGAGGACUACAUCAAACAGUUCCAAGAGGCCAGGGAGUAUUAAAGAGACUGGGAUGAGGUGAAGAGAUGCCACGUCUGGUUUGGGGACACAAGCACCCUGCACUGAUCUGCCAACUGUAGCCCAGUUCUUUAUAUUCACAUAUGUGUAUAUUUGUAUAGACCACAUCUGUAUUUUUAUAAAUUUCCUAAGGGGGUGCACAGGCCCAGGGGGCUGCCAUAUCCAGUGCUCACAAACCUCCAGAGAGGUCAUCCUGGAGUUACCGUGGGCAAGAGGAUGGGAACAACCAAGAAGCCAGAAAAGGGUCCUGGGUGCCUUGGUGGGUGUGACUCAGUUUACAUCACCACUCAGUGUGUCCAAGAGAAGCAACGGAGGAAAGAGACUGAAGUUGUAAACAUUAUAAGCUGUUUUUAUAUAUAACUUAUUUAAUAUGAAUGUGACUUAAAACUUAACCUUUUCUCUGGAGUUGUCCUCGUGAAACUAAUCAACUUCUGAGAGAGUUCAAAAAGAAAGGCUAAAGGGAAUGGAAGAGAAAAGGAACUUUGCAAUGAUUUCCUUAAAAAAGUAAAUAACACAGUGGAGAUGUGUUCAGAUGAGAAAAUUCCCACCUUAAACUUAGUUGGAGGUACCUUGCUGCCAUCUUGGAUUCCAAACUUCUGUGACCUCAGACUGGGCAGGAGGUGGGGAGGUAGGCAUUUUGGGGAGUUAAAUCUGAGGCUCAGUUCAAAGUAGGCUUUAUAAUAAAAGCCCCAUGUUGAUACAAUGCUACAAGUCUACUAAAUAGUAGAAUUUCUGCUUACAUGUUAAUAGGUCCAUAAGACUGCAGAAGUUCAGACAGAAAAGCAAUAAGUAGCACUUUUCCAAAGAGAAAAAAAAAAGUGGGGAAAUGAUAUGGACCUAGUAUCAUCUAUUUUCAUUCUGACAAUUUUUCUUUCAAAAAUAUUUUAAGUUUAUCUGCAUGGAUAUAUUCCCAGUAAAUAAAUAUGAAAAUGGAGAGAGGGGGCAUGAAGUCUUGGAAAUCUUAAUUUUUUAUGUUUAAGAAAGAAGAAAACUUGCAUUAUUUUUGUAAAGUAUUUAUUGAAUCGUUGGGUCUCAUCCAUCAAGCAAUGGUGAGUGACCUGGUUCUGUGGGAUGAUAGGAUGUAAGGACAAAUAAAGAGUUGAUUCUUAUGCAAUCUUUUAUUUGCAAAACUCCAGGAAAAGAGAAUAUAUAAUAAAAUCAUACUAAAACA